Molecule: messenger RNA, 2368 nt
Organism: Chelonus insularis
Lineage: Eukaryota; Metazoa; Arthropoda; Insecta; Hymenoptera; Braconidae
Gene: crc
Product: bZIP transcription factor crc
Exons: 2
Coding region: 669-1583 (304 amino acids)
Biological process (GO): regulation of transcription by RNA polymerase II
Cellular component (GO): nucleus
Molecular function (GO): DNA-binding transcription activator activity, RNA polymerase II-specific; RNA polymerase II transcription regulatory region sequence-specific DNA binding
Source: RefSeq, a predicted model, not a curated record
AUUAGUGACUUCGACAACUUGUCGUCUCCAAGUCAGUUGAGGCGAGUCGUCAUUGCAAACAGUUUCUCAUUUUCAAGUAAAACUUUACCAGCACGUGUUGUUACUUUCUCAAUUGUGUAGUUAUCCGUCAUAUCAACCAAAAAGUCAUCGAAAGAAGUUGAAGUUUUUCAUCAUCAGAUCAAUUAUUUUAUGGAUAUAAUUAAUACCAGCAUUCUUCUUCAAGAAAAUAAUCAUUGAUCAAAAGUUAUAAUCAAGUAUAAAGCAAAGUCAAUCAAGUACGCGUUAUUGAACGACUUCUCUAAUAUCUUGGAAUAGUAGUUGAUGCUGUGAUACUGGCAUCUUCAAUAAUAUUCCGUGUGUUCGACAACGCCUCUCGAUGUUGCAGUGUAUUAAUGUUACACGUUAGCAUGCCGUUCGCGUAUCGUUACACGUGGAACCGAGAAAUAAUUGUGAACUCAGAAAAAUUAGUGAAAAGGCGUUGACAUUUAAUCAAUCUGUAUUAUCACCACAAGCCGAAGAAUUGUACUACGCUGACCUUAAACUGCCAUAUAUUGGAGAUAUUCUCUUACUCGACGACAAUUAACAUAAUAUUAGUGAUAAAAAGUUUUAUUAAUUCUUAGAAUUAGCCCUGAUAUUUACUCUUAGGUUUAAAACUGGAAAACUUCACGAUGAUGGCUGCUAUGUGUUAUAGCGAGCCCUUGUCUGAUUGGCUGGAAGAGAAGGUUGAAUCAUUAUUCGAUGAAUUACCAUCUCCAGAAUGCGGCCAAAAUAAACCGAUUGUUUAUCCAACCGCACAUAAUGUAAAACCUCAGCCACAAUCAACGCAAUCAUUGCUUCAGGAAUUUGAAACUGUUCUUGGUGAUGUAGAAGCUUGCCAUCAAAUCUAUCCAUCAAGUACUUCUACUCUGACACCACCACAAUCACCACCACCAGAAAGCCAACCGGAAAAUACAUUACCAAUCGAUACUCAAAUUCUUGUCACUCUUCAGCCUGCUUUGCAGAACGUUGAGUUCGUAUUUCCGCAGGGGAUAGAUCAAGUAAAUGAAUCCAUCAACAAGACAGACUCUUACCUGGGUCAAAUAUCAGGUGAGUGGAACGCCGAGAACGUGUCUCUAUUACCCCUGGCUGGAGAUGUUGCAAGUGAGUUAGCCGCCGUUGAUGAAUAUGUGAGAUCAUGUGCUGAGGAUAUUUCACCACCCAGUCCCGUCAACAGUUCUGGCGGCAGCUAUUUAUCAUCGGAAGACUCAGUUGAUGAUCCUGAUUGGAUUCUCGAUUCAUCUAGCAGCAAUAAAACAAGCAAUAACAACAAACAGCGCAAUCAAAAGCUCUCUAGAAACCGCCAUAAACCUUAUUCACGAUCUAUUGAAGACAGGAAAAAUCGUAAAAAGGAACAAAAUAAAAAUGCAGCUACCCGUUAUCGUCAAAAGAAGAAACAAGAGAUCAAAGAGAUUGUUAGUGAAGAACAAGAAUUGCUAGAUUAUAACAAGAAACUUCAUGAGCAAGAAAAAGAGCUCAAACGUGAGAUCGGAUAUUUGAAGGGGUUAAUGCGUGAUUUAUUUAAGGCUAAGGGCUUAAUUAAUUAAUCCAAUUGUUAUUUUUAAUUCGACUUUUUUUUUAAUGAUAAGACGAUUUCAUGUCUCUUGUUUAUGCCCUGGAGUUUAUCUUCUGACAGUGUACAAGGUUGCCAUGAGGCCAUUGUGUGGUUUUAACAUCCAGUAUCAGUUUCAUGAACUAUCCAGGGUAUAGACAAGAGACAAGGACAUUUAAAAUUAAUUAUUAAGAUUAUAAUAAUACUUGUAUGUCUAGAAAUAUUUUUUUUAUCCACUGAAUGCACACUAGCGACCUACUAACUUCAGGGUUAAAAAAUUAUGUACAAAUCAAUCAACUAAAAGUAUCUAAAAAUAUCAAACUUCGAACGUUGUUCGAAAAUAACAAACAGUAUGUUUUAGAAUAAUUGUAAAACACUAAAAUAAGUGUGCAUUUAGAAAAAUUGAGUAGUAUGUAAGAAUAAUUAUCUUUUAUGCACGUCAUUAUAUUUCUAUCAUUUCUGUAAUGAGAAUGUUGAGACUAUCGUCGAGUGAAGCAGGAUUUCCAAUUUAUUAUUCAGUUAUUAUUAUCUACAUAUAUAUAUAUUUAUAUAAAUAUAUUUUUUAUCUAAUCAUCUUCGGCUUGGUCAUAUGAAAAUGUAUUCGACAGCGUCGGAGUCUUUAAUACUCCAACACUGCCAUCAACAUACCAUCUCGAUGUCGAGUCUUUUCAUUCCAAAUUAUUUUAACUCAAUCGAUUUAUACGUAUAUUAUUGCUUCUUUUUUGUAAAUCUUUUUUCUGUAAAACAGGAAAUAAAGAGUUUAAUGAGUUGACAUAGUAA